Molecule: messenger RNA, 1757 nt
Organism: Pieris brassicae (large cabbage white)
Lineage: Eukaryota; Metazoa; Arthropoda; Insecta; Lepidoptera; Pieridae
Gene: Dera
Product: deoxyribose-phosphate aldolase
Exons: 6
Coding region: 245-1162 (305 amino acids)
Biological process (GO): carbohydrate catabolic process; deoxyribonucleotide catabolic process
Cellular component (GO): cytoplasm
Molecular function (GO): deoxyribose-phosphate aldolase activity
Source: RefSeq, a predicted model, not a curated record
AUUUGAGUUUUGACGUUUAACUCUUGUUUAGAAUUACGAUCUGAUUGGUUUACUAUUGUUGUGAUGUGAACUUGGUUAAUUUAAAAAAAAGUUCUUGAAGUGUAGAUAACAAGUGCUUAUCAUAACAAUAGUUAAUUAUUGAUAGUAGUCCACGUCUUAACUCGAAACCUCAGACCAUUAUCUUGUCUGGCAUUUCAUGAACUUAUAGACAAAUAAAGUUAUAUUAUAUUAUAUUUGCGAUACAAUGACCACCUCAAAGUCCAGGGAAUUCAAUUUUACUGAAGUGAAUUCUAUCUUAAUUGAUGUAUAUCUGAACAAAAACAGUAUAGAAGCACAAGUAAACCAAAUACUUGAACAUAAUUUGGUGUUUGAAAAUAAGAACUACCAGCAGUGGUUACUUAAAGCUGUCUCAGUCUUAGAUUUAACAACUCUAUCUGGUGAUGACACAAGGUCCAAUGUAAGAAGACUGUGUAUAAAGGCAGACAGACCAUUGUCAGAACUUAAUAUUAAUAUUAAAGCAGCUGCUGUAUGUGUAUAUCCAAGCAGAGUGAGUGAUGCUAGUGAUACCAUUAAUAGAAUGCAAAAACAAGAUGUAAAAAUUGCAUCAGUUGCGACAGGAUUCCCCUCAGGCUUAUAUGACAUAGAAACAAGAACACUAGAAAUUAAAUAUGCUGUAUCAUGUGGCGCUCAUGAAAUUGAUGUUGUAAUAGACAGAACCCUGGUGCUAACAGGCCAAUGGUUGAAGCUAUAUAAUGAGCUGAAACAAAUGAAGGAAGCAUGUAAAGAUGCUCAUAUGAAAGUGAUACUUGGUGUAGGAGAACUGGGGUCUUAUGAAAAUGUCUACAGAGCAUCUAUAGUAUCAAUAUUAGCCGGUGCUAAUUUUAUUAAGACAUCCACUGGCAAAGAAGCAGUGAAUGCUACUCUCCCUGUUGGCCUUGUAAUGUGCCGUGCUAUAAAGAGGUGUUACCAGGAUUAUAAUAUUAAGGUUGGUUUAAAGCCUGCGGGUGGUAUUAAAACAGCCCGUGAUGCCGUCAAUUGGUUAAUUUUAGUGCAAUCCGAGUUAGGGCCUGAGUGGGUAACGCCGGAGUACUUUAGGAUUGGUGCCUCCAGCCUAUUAGAUGAGAUUAAAAAGGAAUUAAAAUUGUUAUCUACAAACUAUUAAAUCCGAGUUUAAAUUAAUGAAGUUCAUUUCUGUCAUCUGUCAAACCUGUCAAGUGCCGGCAGGUCAACUUUAGUCGACACUUGGCAGAUCUAUUUGUUCUAACUUGGGCAAUUUCUCUGAAACUUUUCAUAAUUAUUGGCAGAUUUCUGCUGCUAAAUUCUGCUGAAGUUAAAACACAAAACUUCAAUUGGAAACAGAAGACGCUGACAUGUGUCUAAUUAUAUAUGGGUGGAGCAAUUUCCUAAGAAAUUCAAAUUUAUGGGAGCUACAGUUGCACUGCGCCCCUACUUUGUAACAUCCAAUAGGGACUGGACUACCGAUUCUAUGAAAAUCCGUCUCUCUGUCAUCCGUCUGCUUCUAUCAAAAUUCUCUCGAAAAUGAGCAGUACAAAACUGAUUGUGCAACAAUCAUACUUUUAAAGAAAUGUUUUUUUUAUUUCGCCUCGAAAAUUGCAUUGUAUUCCAUUUUCGAAAUAUUUUUAUACCGUUUUUUAAGAGAUGUACCAUUUUAAGAAGUAAGGUCGCAAUUAAUUUACCAAAAAAAGAAAUGUUUUAUAUGUUUACAUGUUUAAUGGCAAUGUUGAUGACAUUUAUAG